AUGGCCGCGGCGGAGCCGAGCCAGGACGCCGUGCUUCAGUUCCUAUCGGAGCGGGGAGGUCGCGCUCGCAACGCCGACCUGUUGGACCACUUCCGAGGCUACCUCAACUCCCCCGACCAGCAGCGCCGCUCGCGCGCCAGGGAGCGCUUCAAGGAGAUGGUCAACGCCGUGGCCACCGUCAGGCAAGAGCCCGGCUCCGGGGCCAAGUACGUGCAGCUGAGGAAAAAGUACCGGGUGGCCGUCGCGGCCGCAGAGCCGGCUGAGGAAACCGGGGGGCCCCGGCUGCCCCCCGAGCCUGGCGGAGAGGGCGAAGCUGCCCAGCGAGAAGCGGAGGAGCCCCAGAAGGAGGAGGAGAAAAAGAGCCUCCCUGUCGCCGUGGAGGAAAGCGGACCUCGGCAGCUUGAGGCGCCCGAUGCCGCUGAGGCGCCUCAGGCGACCCCUGGAGGAGGAGGAGGAGGAAGCCAGGAGGAGAGAGAGGAGCAGGAGGACAGCCGCUCUCAGAGCGGGGAGCCGGAGCCGGGCAGCGGCGAGACCCCGCCUGAGGACGCCGCCGCCUCAGGGGUGGCCCCCGCGGCGGCCCCCGCCACCACCCCACGUUGCGCGCGCAAGAACUUCCGCGAGCGGAUGCUGGGCAGCUCCCCUCAGCUGAAGCGCGGCGGCGGCGGCGGCACUCGCGGGAGCCGCUCCGCCGCCGGCGGGGGGGACUCGGACAGCGCCUCUCUGGCGUCGUCUUCCGCGGAGGACGAGGGCGGCGGCAGCAGCUCGGGCGGCUCGGUGGCCCUGGACCCCCUGGAGCACGCGUGGAUGCUGUGCGCUUCGGACGGCCGCUGGGAGAGCCUGGAGGGCCUGCUGAGCUGCGAGCCGUCGCUGCUGUGCAAGCGGGACUUCAUCACGGGCUUCACGUGCGUGCACUGGGCCGCCAAGCACGGGCGCCACGAGCUGCUGGCGCUGCUGGUCAACUUCGCGCAGAGGCACCGGCUGCCCGUGGACGUGAACGCGCGCACCAGCGGGGGCUACACGGCGCUGCACCUGGCCGCCAUGCACGGGCACCUGGAGGUGGUCAAGCUGCUGGUGGGCGCCUACGACGCCGACGUGGACGUGCGCGACUACAGCGGGCGCAAGGCCGCGCACUACCUGAGCCGCAGCACCGCCGACGAGGUGCGCAGCCUGGUGGGGGCCCUGCAGGACGAGGCCGACGGCGGGGCCACCAACGGCAGCGGGCGCUGGAGGCUCUCCAAGGUGCUGCCGGCCAACCUCAUCUCCUAUAAGCUCUCCCACCACCUCCUGCCCCACCACGGGGACGAUGGGGAGGCGGGAGACGGGGCUGGAGCGCCCGGCAAGGGCAAAGAACUGAGCAGGAAAACCUCGGGCAGCGGGAGGAUAAAACUCAACAAAAUCCGCUUCCGGACCCAGAUCAUCCACACCACUCCUUCUUUCCGCGGGGAUGCAGAGGAGGAAGGUCAAGAAGAAAGGUCCCUGAAAGCCUCUUUCAAGCUCAGACCUAAGUCCAAUGUGUUCGGGUAG
Podarcis lilfordi (Lilford's wall lizard) is the source of this 1524-nucleotide messenger RNA. Lineage: Eukaryota; Metazoa; Chordata; Lepidosauria; Squamata; Lacertidae. The record is from the annotation of a GenBank genome assembly.